Alternaria hordeiaustralica is the source of this 978-nucleotide messenger RNA. RefSeq lists its product as uncharacterized. The transcript has 3 exons. The coding region runs from base 1 to 978 and encodes 325 amino acids. The record is from RefSeq and is a predicted model, not a curated record. NCBI's taxonomy places the organism in Eukaryota, Fungi, Ascomycota, Dothideomycetes, Pleosporales, Pleosporaceae.
AUGCCGGCCAAGGCCCGUAAAUGGAACGCGAAGACAGUCCAGGCGGUCGACAGCAAAGGCGCAGGCAAGAGCGCUGGCAUGAAGCGAGCCAUUGGCAAUAGCAACUCCGAGCCCCCAAAAAAACGUCGAAAGGCCCAGGCAGCUGCCACAGAAGACACGAUCAUCCCCGAAGCAGACAAGGUGACAAAUGCGCCAUGGGUGAUAGAUCCAGAUCAGGUGUUUAGGUUCCUCGAUCUGCCAGGAGAACUACGCAACCGAAUCUACGGAAUGGCGAUCGAAUGGAGCUUCCGCAGCUUUCCUAGGACCCAUGAAAAGCCAAAGAAAUCCAGACGCAGAAACGCAGUUGAGGAGAAAGCAGCCGCCAUCACCCAAGCGAGACCGCUUCCUUACAUCGGCUUGACACAAGUUUGCUCGCUGAUUCGUACUGAGUUUCGUCCUUUGUGGCUGUCUACUCAUCAGUUCCCGCUCUUCGCACUAGAAGGAUACUUCAAAGCGUUCUUUCCAGUGUUACGUGGAGGUUCACGAUUAAACGAAGACGUUCGGAAACGCAUCAAGAGCUACUCCAAAGCGACCGGCACCCUGCGUCUCUGGGUCAGAAUGGACUGUUUGAAACACGUUGAUGUCCUCCCACUUCUCAAGUUCAGGCACCGGUUCCCUGAGUACACCAUAACGCCCCAACCUGCACCAUUCAAUGUCGACACGCUCACCAUAGACUCGUUCACGGCUUUCAUGAACACCAGUCAUGCGACCUGGGUCAGGUACAUCAAGCAACACCGCAUUACACAGAUCAAGUUGCAAGUUAGCCGUUAUACAGUCGGACCCUCCAACUUGCCCAUGCGUAUCGUUCUUAAAGAGAAAGACGCGCUUGGCUGGAUGGGAUCAGGUCUAAUUAGCCAGUCCCACCUCGUGGAAGAGUACAAGAGAUUUCUGGGACUCGAUCCAAGUUGGGGUGUUACUUUUGCCGUGGAUUACUCAUGA